Mesocestoides corti is the source of this 2364-nucleotide messenger RNA. NCBI's taxonomy places the organism in Eukaryota, Metazoa, Platyhelminthes, Cestoda, Cyclophyllidea, Mesocestoididae. The record is from the annotation of a GenBank genome assembly.
AUGGCUAGAAGAGGUGCUUCUGUCCAUGUGAAGAAUUUGGCUGAUGGUGUUAGGCAUGAAGACCUGCGUUAUGCCUUCGGGAAGUACGGGCACGUUGUUGAUGUAACAGUUCCCGUGAACUACCAUACGGGCCGACCAAAGGGCUUCGCAUUCCUCCAGCGGAAAUGCGGGCACGUGACACAGGCGGUCGCCGUGGUCGAUCUUGGCGAAGCAGGUCUCGUUCUCGAUCACCCCGUCGGCGGGACAGGUCUUCUCGCGAUAGAUCGGAUUCGUACCGCCGGCGUAGCCACAAGGGCAGCCGCCAGGAAGAAUCAAACUCCUACAGACAGACUUCGUCUCGUAGACGUUCUUACUCUCGAUCAAGCGAAGCUGAAAACGGUGGCAGGCGCGAUCGACACGGUGAACGUUCCGCUGAAAAGAAUGGUCGGUGGUCGGAAGAACGUGGACGACGUCGCAAGUCCGGUGGCAGUUCGCGUGGUUCGUCUCGCGACGGUGGCGCCAACCGAGAUGACCUUGACCGGAGCCUAUCACCCGGGCGUGGGGGGUCUCAAUCACCGGACAUGCAUUACAAAGAUCGUUCUCUGUCUCGCAGCGGUGGUCGUGGUGGCUCAAGGUCUCCCAGUCCUCGUGACGACGGAAGGUUCUCUCAGUCGCCUGGGCGCUCAAGAAGUCUGUCACGCAGUCGCUCGGGCUCCCGAUGAACUGCGGUGUCUCCCAACUACACCGCCAAUGUCAAACAGCGAUACCGACGUGGACAUUAGUUCCAUUCGCAAGCAGCUGGAGUUCUACUUCAGCGACGCCAAUCUCUCGCGUGACGGUUUUUUUCGUUUCGAGGUCGAAAGAUCACCAGAUGGUGGACUGAGUCUUGACGUUUUGCUCAAGUGCAAUAAACUCCGGGCUCUCGGGGCCACUGCAGAACACCUGUUGGCCGCGGCGAAGCAAUCGAAGUUGCUUGAAACCACCUGGGAAGGGACAGCUAUCCGUCGAAGGGUGCCCUUCUCGUUCACUGCUCCGUCGUCCGACCACAUGGUGCUGGCAACGGGCAUUCCUUGUCUUGGCGAUGAGUCAUCCGGUGGUGACCAAGCCAACGCAGAUGCGGACCCUGCUGCCACUUCCCCAGAAGCACCCAAGGCCAGCAAAUCGAAUUCGGUCGUGUUGGUGGUUGACUGGCUGAGGGAACAGUUAGAGGCAUAUGGCAAGGUGAAUUAUGUCAAUGUGCCCCGGUUCAAGACCUCCGGAGUUGCACGCGGCUUUGCCUUUGUGGAGUUUGCUUCGAGGGACGCGGCAGAACGCGCUGUCAGUGCACUGGCGCCGACGGCAGCGGAUUUGGCUGCUCCACUCGCGGAUUCUGACACCCCUCCAAAAAACGCCAACCCAGAAGCCGCCUGGACACCCAAGGUGGCGUCGGACGCCGUGCUGCCCUUGAACGAGCGUCUGGCUCGGCAAUUUGUCUGGCGGUGUUGUUCGCGCCGAUCGAAGCAGGCGCUGGCAUCGUGGCGUCGGCUGUACGCGGCGGGCUAUCGGCUGCCGAAUCCCAUGGACGCUGAGUAUCGUCUCAUCACGGAGAGACGCUGCGAUGCAGCCAAGGAUGGUGCGGACGCUGGUGGUUCCACACACCUCGACGCCAGCGAGCUGCGUCUUUUGCCCUACCGCGACUGGCUCAAGUGGCGUCCCCGUUUCUACUCCUGGCUCAAAGCCUGGAUGGCGCGCAUGGACAGGAAGACCGCCCAGUUGAUGGCACAGGCUGAGAGGAAACAGCGGGUCGCCACAGCCCGCUCCGAGGCGCCAACAUUGCCGGAGGAGACGCCUGCGUCGAGCGUGAAGCAGCUGCCAGAAGACUUCUGUCCGGGCAGCGUAGUCGAGGUCUACUGGCCUCUCGAGACGGAAACACAGUCGCCGUCGGUGUUGGUGGAUCCUCGUCUUCAAAUGCGCCGAGUUCGGGCUGCAAUUGAGGGCACCCUUCUGCGUCCGCACGGUCUCCUCCAGUCGGUGGCGCACUUCGACGGUCAGCCUUGCGACCAGCUGCCGCCACAGCAGGUCCCCACCGUCGACGAGUCCUGCGUCCGAUGCUUCAUCCGGUUCUGCGACUCCACGGCUGCCCAGACCUUCAGCGCGUUGCUGGAAGAAGGCGGUGGUGGUGGUGGUGCGGGCUUUGUGCUAGCGGGCGACCGGGAAAGGGCGUACUGCGAGGCCAUCGUUGCCGCCAAGAUGGGUGUCCGCGAACGCAGACGUCGCGCACAGGCUGCCAAGCGACAGAGGCGGUGCACGAAAUCACCUAACGACCCCCGAGAACCGCCUGCGGCUGCGGUUGCUGUUGACACCUUGCAUCCAAUGCCCAAGAGGAUUGUAUUUGACGAAGACUAG